Messenger RNA from Paraglomus brasilianum, 1329 nucleotides. The record is from the annotation of a GenBank genome assembly. NCBI's taxonomy places the organism in Eukaryota, Fungi, Glomeromycota, Glomeromycetes, Paraglomerales, Paraglomeraceae.
AUGUCGACCUCCCAGACACGCCCCGCAACUCCGCCCUCUGAGUACGGGCCCUCACUCACUCCACCCACACUCGAAGAAAUUAAUCUCUGUCAUGUGUCCGUAGACGUAGAACCAAGCGAGAAUAAUAAUGGCUCUUCUCCACCAGCCGCAGAAGCGGUAGUAACAGAAGAAGCAAGGGACGACAGUAAUAGUCAAGCUUCCGAUCAGAUUGACACAUGUGGCCUCAUAAUCAUUUAUUUGGGCCUUAUUGUGUAUGCUAUGUUCAUGGCAGCUAUAAUAGUAAUAUUGAUUCGACUGACAAAAUAUUCCUAUGACUACGACAGCAGGCGUGCGGCUUUAGUUAUUUGGUGUAUAGUAGAGUUCGCGUGGCGCCUUUCGGCCGUGUAUAUUACAGCCAAAAACUAUUCUGCAACAUAUACAAUAUUCAACUCGCUGGGAAUCUUUUUAGGAAGAGAAUAUUACGUCACAUUGAUCAAUUCAAUUUGGCCAGAUGCCGACCCAUUUGACGCGAGUGUAGAUCAACCGGGUCUCAGGAUCGAUAUCGAAUGGACGCUUCAAGGCACAUUUUAUGCAAUGUUUAAUUUGAUAUUUGGCAUUUGGUUUUGGGUUGUGACCUUGCAUGCGGUAAAUCAUAGUUCAAAGUCAGACGACUAUGAAAAAUCGUUGGCUGCAGGUGGUCUCGUCUCGUGUCUGGGUUUCACUAAUCUUGACAAAAACAGCGGGCUUGGUGCUCUCAAUACCUACUUGGAAGAUAAAUCAUAUAUUUCUGGUUAUGAGCCAACUCAAGCCGACAUUUCAGUCUUCACCGACGUAGGAAAAGCUCCAGACAGCACCAAAUUUCCUCACGCAGCACGUUGGUAUGCUCACAUAUCAUCCUACUCACCACUUCCCAAAGGCGAAAUCCCUAGCAAAAUCCCUACUAGCGAUGAACCAGAAGAAGAAGAUGACGAUGACGUAGAUCUUUUUGGAUCCGAUGAAGAAGAAGACGCCGAGGCCGAAAAAUUGAAAGCACAGAGAUUGGCCGAGUAUCAAGCAAAAAAGGCCGCAAAACCCAAAGUUAUUGCCAAGAGUGUGGUUACAUUGGAUGUUAAGCCGUGGGAUGAUACAACGGAUAUGAAAGAGUUGGAGGCAUUAGUCAAAGGCGUCGAAAUGGAUGGUUUGGUUUGGGGAACAUCGAAACUAAUGCCUGUGGGAUAUGGUAUAAAUAAGUUGCAGAUCAACUGUGUUAUAGAAGACGAUAAAGUUGGCGUUGAUGAUCUGGAUGAGAAAAUUACUGCGUUUGAAGACCACGUGCAGAGUGUUGAUGUAGCUGCAUUCCAAAAGUUGUAA